Gigantopelta aegis is the source of this 318-nucleotide messenger RNA. RefSeq lists its product as uncharacterized. The record is from RefSeq and is a predicted model, not a curated record. The transcript is spliced from 3 exons. The coding region runs from base 1 to 318 and encodes 105 amino acids. Lineage: Eukaryota; Metazoa; Mollusca; Gastropoda; Neomphalida; Peltospiridae.
AUGGAGGAGUUAAAGCCGCGAGUCCAGCCAUUGGUGAUAAAUGUGAUAGUGGUUGCUUGUAUCAAGUAUAGUUUUAUGAUCAAUUUUGAGUUUUCCUUUGAUGAUGCAAUGGCUGAGAGAGGGUGUACAGUUUAUUCCUUUGAUCCAAGUAUGGGUGUUACUGACCACAAGCACUCAUCAAGAGUUUAUUUUAAGAAUAUGGGCAUUGGGGCAAAAGAUGUUGAUGACUUCAUUCCAAACUUCGAUGGUUAUGUGCAGUUAACACAGAGAUGGAAAAUGAGAACCCUCAAAUCAAUACUGAAAAAUGCUUGGUCAUGA